Messenger RNA from Vitrella brassicaformis, 1800 nucleotides. The record is from the annotation of a GenBank genome assembly. Lineage: Eukaryota; Vitrellaceae.
GUCGAAGCCUUGUGGCGACCCGUUGGCUCCCGCCGGUUUUGAUGGCCCACCGUCAGGCGCAGCGGUCUCUCCGAGCCCUUCCCGCCUUCCCCACCCCUCCCCCGACCCUCCUCAGGCCCGUGCAGGCCACCAGCGCACGGACGUACUCAUCGGGAGUCGUCAAUGUACAGGUAAGUACCGACACACCCACCGCACCCAGCCUCACAAGAAUGCAGAUGUGCUGGAGGAGAGUGCUGUGCUCGUGUGUCUGUGGUUGGUUGUUGCAGCCCACUUUCUCUCCCAUUCGUGACUUUGCCGAGUUCUACACGUCGCUGCGGGUAGUGCCCAAGACCGACCCUGCCGCCAGCCACGUCGACCCGGGGACGGCCUUCCUCUAUGUGCGCAAUGUGCUUAAGGACGUGCCCGUGGCUGAGGCGCUGGAGAUAUUCUCGAUGGGCCAGGUCAAGGGCUUCGUGGACGAGACGGCGUUCAAACGGGCCCUCACCUGUGUGCUGGAGAGAUACCACAACCACCCGCUGCACCACAGCAACGGGCUGACCAUUCCUGACGGGCUGCUCGACGGUGCGCAGGGAGGGAGAGGGAAGAGAGACGGGGGAUGGGAUGCUUUGCGUCACUUCACUUGGUCUCUCAUUUGUGGCGUUUGUGUUGGUGCGUGUUGUGGUGUGGUCAGCUGCGUGGGGGAUUUUUGACAAGUUGCGUCAGGGCAAGGUGAACGUGCUGGAGCUGACGCCCACCAUCUGCUUCUACUGCAAAGGCACCGUCGAAGACAGAAUAGAUGGUACUUACACAUAUGUCAAGAGGGAAUGGAGGCGGGGGACGCAGAUGUGCAGGUGUCGGCACAGACGAGUCUGUCAUCAUGUCACGUCAGCUGUGUUUGCGUUGUUUGAUGAGGACCACAACGGCUACAUUGAGUUCGAGGAGAUGACCAAACUGCUCACAUCGCUGUACAGAGGUGCGCACCGUGCUGACAGACAGACAUUGGUUGGUUGAUGCGGUAGCAAGACGCCACCUGGCCUGACCGUGUCUGCCGUGUGUGGUGUGGACGCAGUGACGUUGACGGAGAAGACCAAGCAGGUGCUAUCCGACUUCAAGAUUGACGUGCAGACACCCGAAGAGGUCAGUCAGUCAGGCGACACACGAGCACGCACAGCACCAUUCCACCCACACCCACCCAUGGCAUCUCUUGACGUUUGCCCGCAGCUCUCCAACCUGACGGCGACGGAGUGCUUCAGGGCGGCGGACGUCAACCACGAUCGCAAGCUGUCGCCCGAGGAGUUCAAGGUCUGGUGCCUCACACCCCCCACCCAACUCUCACCCGGGGAGUCCCUCCUCCGCACCCCCCUUAGCAACCUGCUGCUCGCCAUCAUGGAGCCGCAGAAGCCCUUCUGACUGCUGCAGCCCUGGCUGCCUGGCUUGUCCAGAGUGUUGUGUGAUACGUGUUGUGUAGGGGGCGGGGGACUUUGAGAUUUUUUCGCGUGGAUUGCUGUGGUUAUGAUUGGAGAAUAUGGCUGCGAGGAGCUUCUUUUGUCGCGACGAGAGAUGCCAAUUGACGAGAGGGAGAGAGGGAGGGAGGAAGUGCAGGCAGGUUUUCCGCCGUGUCUGUGAGUGUGCCUAAUGCUCAUCCACACAUGUAUGGUGAUCAUGGCUGGCCUCAGGUCAGCCGCCCUAUGGACCAACGACAUGCACCCACACGCGCACACUCCCACACGGGCAUACACACACACAUACUCGCUGCCUUGACCGGCCUUCAGUCACUCCUUUCGGGGGCACCACGCCUCUCAUACAGACACAGACAGACAG